UUAGGUGUGAGUUGCUCAUUAACAAUUUCUUUUUUUGUUCCAAGGGUGGGAAAGGAAAUUUGAGGUGUGAAUGGUCAUUACAAUGUGUGGCAAGAUUGGUGGGAACAUCCUGUGUUCAGUGUUUUGUCCAUCUGAGUACCUUGAAAACGCUUUGCAUUCAUUUUUCAUGAUGAAAAAAGGCUCUGGACAGCAUUGGGAACUGGAAGAUUCAAUUUGCAGCGUUUACAAGCGUUCACAAGCAUUUUUUCAUUUGAAACGUCUGAUAAAAUCGACUGCUAAACGCAAGUUUCUGCGU
Staurois parvus is the source of this 295-nucleotide messenger RNA. NCBI's taxonomy places the organism in Eukaryota, Metazoa, Chordata, Amphibia, Anura, Ranidae. The record is from the annotation of a GenBank genome assembly.